Arthroderma uncinatum is the source of this 1131-nucleotide messenger RNA. RefSeq lists its product as uncharacterized. Gene Ontology annotation, biological process: ubiquitin recycling; proteasome-mediated ubiquitin-dependent protein catabolic process. Bases 1 to 1131 code for a protein of 376 amino acids. The record is from RefSeq and is a predicted model, not a curated record. NCBI's taxonomy places the organism in Eukaryota, Fungi, Ascomycota, Eurotiomycetes, Onygenales, Arthrodermataceae. Gene Ontology annotation, cellular component: nucleus; cytoplasm. Gene Ontology annotation, molecular function: ubiquitin binding. The transcript has 4 exons.
AUGAUAAUAGAUACGAUGCAGACGUCGAACAGGGACUACUUCUUUCAGACAACGGCCCAGCUGGAGAACGCUGAGAGGAAGCGGAAGAAGUCGACAAACUCGAAUGGAGAGCCAAUUAAGCUGCAGAGCAAGGUCCUCGCCAUAGUGGCUGAUCCGACUAGAGAUGACGCCGUGUUUCUUGCAGAGAGCUCUGGCACUGCUAGGCGGCUUGUGCUAGAAACGGGUGAAUCUGCCGCAGUCUACAAGGGCCCUACUGCCCCGCUGCCCUGUAUAUGUCUGUCUAUGGACGGCAGUACUGUCUAUGCUGGCUGCUGGGACAAGUCUAUCUGGAGCUGGGACGUCAAGACCCAUAAACCUGGCCACAAGUUUACCGGCCACACUGACUUUGUCAAAUCAGUCAUCUACGUCAAGUCUGGCGGCCGCAACCUGCUCAUCUCGGGAGGUGCCGAUACAGAUGUUAUUAUAUGGGAUCCCGCCACCGGGGAAAGACUGCACGUCUUGAAAGGCCAUACCCAUGGGAUCCAGUGUCUGGCAGUGGAUCCUGUAGCAACGGCAGAAGGUAACCCGCUUACAGUAUUUAGUUCAUCCAGCGGCCAGGGAAUUCACUCUUUCAGCAUCCCUUCAAGUCUCAGUGAGACGGCCCUGUUGGAGCCUUUCAAAGUCCACGAGACUAGUAUCUACAAGAUAUUCUUCGACGAAGAUGGGGAACUAUGGACUGCCUCGGCUGAUAACAUAGCUCAAUGUCUCAACCGGGAGAGUGGAUGGAAAUCUGAAACGGCGCUGGAACACCCGGAUUAUGUCAAAGAUAUUGUGAUCGAUGAGGCCCGGGGGUGGGUUAUCACUGCUUGUCGAGAUGAAGAAGUGCGAGUCUGGGAUCGAGCCACCGGUGAGCUCCACCACACGUACACGGGUCACUUUGAAGAAGUAACCGGACUGCUCGUCUUGGGCUCAAAAGUAAUCAGUGUCAGUAUCGAUGCGACGGUUCGACAGUGGCCGCUGGACCCCAAGGAGAUACAGCGUGCAAAGGCUGCAGGGGAAACGGGCGCUCAACCUGCCCCCGAGCCCGCCCCCGAGUCGAUGCUCACGGAGGAGGAGGAGCGAGAACUCGACGACCUCCUGAACGAUAACUAG